AUGAAAGCGCGAACAAGCAUCGACACUCUGAUGGAUCGAUUAGGCGUCUUGGAUAUCAACGACGCCCAGACGGACCCCAAGAAGCGCAGAGAUUCUCGGAUGCGACCCAAGAAACAGACCAAAAGAACUAUCUGCUGCUGCUUUACCGUCAUUGAAGACGAGGCUCCUGUAGCACCACGGCCCUCCCGUCCGUCCGGCAACCGACCGACAGAAAGGCCUCCCCAGAUGCAACAAGUAUCAUCUCCCGGGGUCGCUGCGAAGCCUCAGCGUCCGUCUUCAAAACCAUCUUCCCAGUCAGGACUCCUGUCACCCCCACAGACACCAUCUCGACCGUCUCUGCAGAGCUCGCAGAACUCCUCCUCAUCGCAGACCAAGACUCUCCUCUCGUGGAUUCCCGCAACCCUCACCCCCCAAACAACCUCCGCCCUGCUCACCGAACUGGCAAAGCCGAUCUCAGAGGCCGACGAGCCGGGCUACAUCUACAUGUUCUGGGUGACGCCGACGACGACGACGCGAUCAGGACCUCCAUCGGCCGAGGUCGCCUCAUCCCUGCUCCCAGCGCCCAGCACAACACGCAGCCGACGGGUUAGCGACGCCCUCCAGACGGCCCGCGACCUCAACGCCCUGACAUCCCAACCAACGCGCCACAGCCCCGGCGCGAUCCGCCUGAAGAUCGGGCGCACGAGCAACGUCCAGCGGCGUCUGAACGAGUGGACGCGCCAGUGCUCGCACGACCUGACCCUCAUCCGCUACUACCCCUACACGCCGUCGGCGUCGUCGGCGCCCUCGCUGUCCGGGCGCAAAGUGCCACACGUCCACCGCGUGGAGCGGCUGAUCCAUCUGGAGCUGGGGGACAUCCGCGUGCGCGACCUCGGACGCUGCGACGAGUGCGGCAAGGAGCAUCGCGAGUGGUUUGAGGUGGCGGCGGAGAAGAGCGCGCUGAAACGCGUGGACGACUGUAUCCGGCGGUGGGUGCAGUGGGCGGAGAGCCGGUAG
This is a messenger RNA of Aspergillus terreus NIH2624, 996 nucleotides long. RefSeq lists its product as uncharacterized. The record is from RefSeq and is a predicted model, not a curated record. NCBI's taxonomy places the organism in Eukaryota, Fungi, Ascomycota, Eurotiomycetes, Eurotiales, Aspergillaceae. The transcript has a single exon. Bases 1 to 996 code for a protein of 331 amino acids.